Molecule: messenger RNA, 396 nt
Organism: Racocetra fulgida
Lineage: Eukaryota; Fungi; Glomeromycota; Glomeromycetes; Diversisporales; Gigasporaceae
Source: the annotation of a GenBank genome assembly
UUGCUGUUGAUGGUUUAUAUUUAAGUGGCUAUAAUCUCACUUGUGAUGAAUCUAGCGCUACCGGUGAAUCUGAUGCUAUAAAAAAAGGUGCUAAUGAUCCCUUCAUAUUGAGUGGAUCAAAAGUUACAGAUGGCGUUGGUAAAGUAGUUGUUAUUGCUGCAUUACGUCAUAAUGAAAAUGAAGAAACUCCACUUCAAAUGAAAUUAGACUAUCUUGCUGAACAAAUAGCCAAGUUAGGCGUUGCUAUUGCACUAAUUAUGUUGCUUACACUAGUCCUUAAAUAUUUUAUUAACGCGGCUCUUUCUGACCAUUUUCCUGAAUUGGAAGAGAUAAUGGUUGCCAUGACUUCUAUUGUUGUUCAAACAAUUACUAUUAUCGUUGUUGCUGUACCAGAGG